Molecule: messenger RNA, 2058 nt
Organism: Anopheles cruzii
Lineage: Eukaryota; Metazoa; Arthropoda; Insecta; Diptera; Culicidae
Product: glucose dehydrogenase [FAD, quinone]-like
Exons: 3
Coding region: 1-2058 (685 amino acids)
Molecular function (GO): oxidoreductase activity, acting on CH-OH group of donors; flavin adenine dinucleotide binding
Source: RefSeq, a predicted model, not a curated record
AUGGCGGUGGCGUUUGCAAAGCUGGUCCCGCUACUGGCGGGUGCUGCCCUCAAGGCGACACCGGCCGCUGCCGGGAUUACGGCCGCGGUUGGGGCCGCUAUCAGUACGGCGUCGGCCGUGAUCGGGGUGGGCAAGUUGGCCAUCGUACCGAUACUGAUCGCUUCGCUCGCGUACUACAACUACGAUCUGUUCGAUCCGGAGAACCGGCCGUUCAACGUGCCCGAGGUGGACCGGGAGUACGACUUCAUCGUGGUGGGUGCCGGCUCCGCUGGUGCGGUCGUUGCUUCGCGGCUCUCGGAGAUCGGCGACUGGAAGGUGCUGCUGCUCGAGGCCGGCGGCCACGAGACGGAGAUCUCGGACGUUCCCAUUCUAUCGCUCUAUCUGCACAAGAGCAAGCUGGAUUGGAAGUACAGAACCCAGCCACAGAAGACGGCAUGUCAGGCGAUGAAGGACAACCGGUGCUGCUGGACGCGCGGUAAGGUCCUGGGUGGCUCGUCCGUGCUCAACACGAUGCUGUACGUGCGCGGCAACAAGCGUGACUUUGACGUGUGGCGCGCCCUCGGCAACCCGGGCUGGGGCUACGAGGAUGUCCUGCCGUACUUCCGCAAGUCGGAAGACCAGCGGAAUCCGUACCUGGCGCGCAACAAACGACAGCACGGAACAGGUGGACUGAUGCAGGUCCAGGACGCACCGUACCUGACGCCACUCGGGGUGUCGUUUCUGCAGGCGGGCGAAGAAAUGGGCUACGACAUCGUGGACGUGAACGGCGACCAGCAGACCGGGUUCGCCUUCUUCCAGUUCACCAUGCGCCGCGGUGCGCGCUGCAGCUCCUCGAAGGCGUUCCUGCGCCCGGUGCGCAACCGGAAGAACCUACACGUGGCGCUGUUUGCGCACGUGACGCGCGUCAUUCUGGACCCGGAAACGAGGCGUGCCCUCGGGGUGGAAUUCAUCCGAAACGGCAAGGUGCAGCAGGUGUUUGCGACACGCGAAGUGAUCCUUUCGGCCGGUGCCAUCGGAUCGCCCCAUUUGCUGAUGCUGUCGGGCAUUGGCCCUCGGGAGAACCUCGAACGGGUCGGAGUGCCGGUGAUGCACGAUGCGCCCGGUGUCGGGCAGAACUUGCAGGAUCACAUCGCCGUCGGCGGGUUGGUGUUCCGCAUCGAUCAGCCGGUGUCGGUGAUCAUGAACCGGCUGGUGAACCUCAACUCGGCCCUCCGCUACGCCGUCACCGAGGACGGCCCGCUGACGAGCAGCAUCGGGUUGGAGGCGGUCGGGUUCAUUAGCACCAAGUACGCCAACCAGUCGGACGAUUGGCCCGACAUAGAGUUCAUGUUGACGAGCGCUUCCACCCCGUCGGACGGAGGCGACCAGGUGAAGAAGGCACACGGGUUGAAGGACGAGUUCUACGACGACAUGUUCAGCGCCAUCAACAACCAGGACGUGUUCGGGGUGUUUCCGAUGAUGCUGCGGCCCAAGAGCCGCGGGUUUAUUCGGCUGCAGUCGAAGAACCCGCUGCGGUACCCGCUGCUGUACCACAACUAUCUCACGCACCCGGACGACGUGGGCGUGCUGCGGGAGGGCGUGAAGGCGGCGAUCGCGUUCGGGGAGACCCAAGCCAUGAAGCGGUUCGGGGCGCGGUUCCACAGCAAGCAGGUGCCCAACUGUCGCCAUCUGCCCGAGUUCACCGACGAGUACUGGGACUGUGCGAUCCGCCAGUACACGAUGACGAUCUACCACAUGUCGGGAACGGCCAAGAUGGGCCCACCGGAAGACCCGUGGGCCGUGGUCGAUCCGAAGCUGCGCGUGUACGGUGUCAAGGGGCUGCGCAUUAUCGACGCCAGCAUCAUGCCGCGCAUCACCAGUGGCAACAUUAACGCACCGGUCAUUAUGAUCGGCGAGAAGGGGGCCGAUCUGGUCAAGGAGCUCUGGCUGCAGAACCACUUCCGGCGAGGGAAGCGCCAAGAGUUUGCCAACGAAACGCUCGGUGCGGCAAACGUAACGCUUGACGGCGGCGGCGAUGCCGAAGCAGUGCUUAACUCAAACGAAACUGCUCCCAGUUAG